This is a messenger RNA of Meloidogyne enterolobii, 1458 nucleotides long. The record is from the annotation of a GenBank genome assembly. Lineage: Eukaryota; Metazoa; Nematoda; Chromadorea; Rhabditida; Meloidogynidae.
AAGAGAAAAAUUUUUCUUGCUUUAAAUUCUUCAAAUAAUGAAACCUGACAGUAUUAAGGAUCGUGAUUUUAUGUACAAACUGAUAAUUGGCCAAAUGUUUUAUGAUGGACACCAACAAUUGGCACUAAAUUUGGUAAUUUUCUUGUUAAAAUUUUGGAUUUUUUUCCAGGAAAUUUUAAGUAAAAAAUUUUUUAAAUUUUUUUCCAAGGCUCAAUCACUCGGCCUUUCUUUACGUCCACCCCCUCCUUCAGACAAACUUUUUCGGUUAGUAACUGUUGCUCGCCAAUAUGUUGAAGACCCAGAAUCUAAAGAGAAAGAGGCUGUUGGUGACCAGUUCGGUGUUGAAUCAUCCGGUUUGGAUUUGGAAUUUGAUGCUGAUGUUGUUCCUACUAGCCCAGAACCUAGUUUAUACGAGACUGUCUAUUUAACAACACAUAAAGGUCCCUGCCGUGCUGCUGCUUUUUCUUCUGACGGCGCACUUAUUGCAACAGCUUCAGUUGAUUGUUCAAUAAAAAUAAUGGAUGUAGACAAAGUUAUUUCAAGGAUUGAUACAGCUGCUUUAAGCGAAUCAGGUCCCGAUUCACACCAUCCAGUAAUACGAACACUUUACGACCAUUUGGAUGAAGUCACUUGUGUUGCUUUCCAUCCUCGGGAACAACUUCUCCUCUCUGGAAGCAACGAUUUUACUUUAAAAUUAUUUGAUUAUUCAAAGACUGCUGUUAAACGGGCAAUGAGGACAAUUAAUGAAGUCGAACCAAUUUCUUCAAUUACAUUUCAUCCAAGUGGAGAAUUCUUUUUGUGUGGUACAAGACAUCCUACUUUGAGGCUUUAUAACACUGAAACACAGCAAUGUUUUGUUUCUUCAAUGCCCAAAGAUCAACACAACGAUACAAUAACUGAUGUUUGUUAUUCUGAAAAUGCUCGAAUAUUUGUGACUGGAAGUCGGGAUGGGAAUGUUAAAGUUUGGGAUGGCGUUUCCAAUCGUUGUAUUGAAUGUUUUAAUCGGGCUCAUGACGGAGCACCAAUUUGUAGUGCUAGAUUUACAAGAAACGGAAAGUACGUUCUCACCGUUGGAAUGGACAGUGUCCCCAAAUUAUGGGAAUUAUCAACUAACCGUUGUUUAAUUGCAUAUACAGGAGCAGGGGCUACUGGGGCAAGAGAAUAUUCUAUGCCUGCUGUGUUUAAUCAUACUGAGGAUUAUGGUUAAUAAACAAAUUUUUUUAUGAUUUAUUUGGGAUCCUGCUGUUCCAAUUCCUCAUUCCAAACAAUCAGAAAAGUAUUUUGGGUCGGGAAUCCCGAUUUUUCGAAAUCAGAGAUUUUUUUCUUUGACGUCAGGAUCCCUGAUACAAGCACACCAUUUUUAAAAUAAUUUAAAAAAAUAAAAUUCCUUUCCAUAGUAAUGCUCCCUGAUGAAAAAUCAGGUUCAUUAUGUUCUUGGGAUGCUCGUAAUUCUGAUCG